GUGAAUGGAUGCAUGGAAUACGAGGUGAUCCGGUUCGGUCAGGAUUAACUGAAUCGGGUUUAACGUUGUAGUGUUAUACCCAGAAUCUCCGAUAAAUUUCAUACAUAUCUGGGUUUACGCAGGUUGUCUCUUCGCCCUCGACUCUGAAGGAGUGUGCUAUUAGUGUUCAAUACUUAUUUGGCUUUCGGUAAUGGAACCUUUGGCAGAAGAGUACUCUGCAUUUGAAGAGAGAGUUAAACGGACUGUGUAUAUUGACAACCUCUCGCCCCUAGUUAAUGAAUCUAUCCUUAGAUCUGCUUUUGGUCAGUUUGGGAAUGUCCUUAGUGUUCAGUUUAUUCCGAAUUACUUGGAGCCAAGAAUCACCUCUCAAGCUGCUUUGAUCGAGGUGGACAAUCCUAAGCAGGCCAAAGGGAUAAUAUCUGAUAUCACUAAUUCCCCCUUUAUGGUAUCUGGAAUGCCGAGGCCUGUGAGGGCACUCCCUGCAGAACCGGAGAUGUUUGAUGAUCGUCCAAGAAAACCGGGAAGGAAAAUAGAAUGUCGUUGGGUGGACCCCGGUGAUCCUGACUUUGAGGUGGCUCAGGAGCUUGUACAUUUGACGAGGAAACAUGCUGCAGAGGUCGCUUUUCUGCUCGAGCGUGAAGCAGAAGAGGAGAAAAAGCUUGCAAAUCAGCAGGCCGAGGCCUUAAAGUCAAAUUAUAAGAAGUUUGAGCUGAUUGACAAUGCUGUUGCUGAUAAAACUGCUCUGCGUCUGGGAGCCCGAUAUAACAUUCGUGUUUCUGAUGCUUGAAGGCUUGAAUUGUCUCAAUGAGUGGCGAUUCGCAACACCUAAACUAGCAGUCAUGUAAAUGUUGGCCUUCCGAUUGAAAAUCUUGUUUUCUUUUGUGUAUUUAUCUGUUUUCUUGAUCAUUUUAUUUUAGAAAUAAUGUGCAUGACAGGCCUUUCUGUAAUAGACAUACUCAACAGUAGCAGAAAUAUAAAAUUUUCAUUCAUAAACUCUUU
Ipomoea nil (Japanese morning glory) is the source of this 999-nucleotide messenger RNA. RefSeq lists its product as uncharacterized. Gene Ontology annotation, molecular function: RNA binding. The transcript is spliced from 3 exons. Lineage: Eukaryota; Viridiplantae; Streptophyta; Magnoliopsida; Solanales; Convolvulaceae. The record is from RefSeq and is a predicted model, not a curated record. Bases 191 to 787 code for a protein of 198 amino acids.